This is a messenger RNA of Anas platyrhynchos (mallard), 2101 nucleotides long. RefSeq names its product phosphoribosyl pyrophosphate synthetase associated protein 1 (gene PRPSAP1). Lineage: Eukaryota; Metazoa; Chordata; Aves; Anseriformes; Anatidae. Gene Ontology annotation, biological process: 5-phosphoribose 1-diphosphate biosynthetic process; purine nucleotide biosynthetic process. Gene Ontology annotation, molecular function: magnesium ion binding; ribose phosphate diphosphokinase activity; ATP binding. Gene Ontology annotation, cellular component: ribose phosphate diphosphokinase complex; cytoplasm. The record is from RefSeq and is a predicted model, not a curated record.
CUUCCUCCUCCUCCUCCUCCUCCUCCUCCUCCUCCUCCCCACCCCUCAGGGGGGCGGCGAUCGGGCGGCGGGGAGGGCGAGGAGGAUGCCACGGAAGCUGUUGCUGCCUCACAGAGCUGUUUGUCCUCCCUUUCGGGCUCCCCGGGGGCCGCAUGAGGCGCUGGCGAUGAACGCUGCCAGGAGCGGCUACCGGGUCUUCUCGGCCAACUCCACCGCCGCCUGCACCGAGCUGGCCAAGCGCAUCACCGAACGUCUCGGCGCUGAGCUGGGGAAAUCCGUGGUGUAUCAGGAAACCAAUGGAGAAACAAGAGUUGAAAUCAAAGAGUCUGUCCGGGGACAGGAUAUCUUCAUUAUCCAGACCAUCCCCAGAGAUGUGAACACUGCCGUCAUGGAGCUGCUGAUAAUGGCUUAUGCACUGAAGACCUCCUGUGCCAGGAACAUCAUCGGGGUCAUCCCUUACUUCCCCUACAGCAAACAGAGCAAGAUGAGGAAGAGGGGCUCCAUAGUCUGCAAGCUGCUGGCUUCCAUGCUGGCCAAGGCAGGGUUAACGCACAUUAUCACCAUGGACCUUCAUCAGAAGGAGAUCCAAGGCUUCUUCAGCUUCCCCGUAGACAACCUGCGGGCAUCCCCUUUCUUGAUUCAGUACAUACAGGAAGAAAUUCCGGAUUACAGAAACGCAGUUAUUGUAGCCAAAUCUCCUGAUGCAGCUAAAAGGGCUCAGUCUUAUGCUGAGAGACUACGGCUGGGACUAGCAGUGAUCCACGGAGAGGCUCAGUGCACAGAGCAGGACAUGGACGACGGCCGUCACUCCCCUCCGAUGGUCAAAAAUGCAACCGUGCACCCUGGCCUGGAGCUGCCUUUGAUGAUGGCCAAGGAGAAGCCGCCGAUAACCGUGGUGGGAGAUGUUGGAGGAAGAAUCGCCAUCAUCGUGGAUGACAUCAUCGAUGACGUGGAGAGCUUUGUGGCCGCCGCCGAGAUUCUGAAAGAGCGCGGAGCCUACAAGAUCUUCGUGAUGGCCACGCACGGGCUGCUGUCUGCGGACGCCCCCCGCCUCAUAGAGGAGUCCUCCAUCGACGAGGUGGUAGUAACCAACACGGUUCCUCACGAGGUACAGAAGCUGCAGUGCCCCAAGAUAAAGACUGUGGACAUCAGCCUGAUCCUCUCCGAAGCCAUCCGGCGAAUCCACAACGGGGAGUCCAUGGCCUAUCUCUUCCGCAACAUCACCGUCGAUGACUAGAGCUGGUGCUGCCCCUGUCCUGGCUUCCACGAGAGAGGGAAAUGUGCAUGAGCAGGCAACGCCAUAAGUUAUAGACGUAACUCAGCUGUUUAUUCUUGUAGGGAGGGUGAAGGUUCUCAGGGUGGUGAGCCGUGAGAUCCCAUAGGAACAAAUCCACCUGACCAGCACUUUACAGGUGAACGGGAGGGGCCGCUGGCCGUGGGGGGGGGUCUACAUCCCGCAGAGAGAGACGGAGAAGUGAGGAGGGUUUGAACUUUGAAAUUCCUUUAUUUUUUUAGCGUUAUCUCUUGCUCUGCAGGGGAGGGGGGGAGUGAGAAAAGCCUUGCUGCCAGCUCACGGGAAGGGAACAGGGGACGCUCAUCGCCGCACGCGGACAGUGGCAGAGGAAGCGGCCUUGGGGUUUCUGUUCCUGGCUGUGGUUCGCCCGGGACAGCGCCGAAAGGAGCCUCACUCGGCUCCGUGCCAGCCUCUGCUCCUCUCCCCCAGCCUGGCACGUCCUGCUGGCAGAGCCCGGAGCCACGAAGGGCAGCUGGGGGCAAGCUCAAAACCCCUCGUGACUGGGAGCGAGCUCUCCCCUACCUCCCGGCAGGGCAAGAGGUGCUCGUUAACGUGCUGGCCUUUUCGUUUCGAGAGCCUUGGAUCGUUACCGUGCCUCGGGGGGGGGGGAAGGCACACGAGGCUCUGGGUCCUCGCUUGAACACUCGUCUGCACUGCACGGCCGGGCACGGCUGCUGGAGGGGCCUGGGGCUGCUGGGCUGGGGCAGAACCUGGUGGGGAAGGGGGGGGGGAUGGGACGAUGCCUCUGCUGCAGCUGGGCUCUCCGGAACACUAACACUGAAUCUGCAAUAAAGAGCAUAGGAUUUA